This is a messenger RNA of Haemonchus placei, 285 nucleotides long. Lineage: Eukaryota; Metazoa; Nematoda; Chromadorea; Rhabditida; Trichostrongylidae. The record is from the annotation of a GenBank genome assembly.
AUGGAGGGCAAUGUGAAAAAGGCCAAAGAAGAGCAGCUCAAGACUGCAGUUGAAAGAAACGAAAGUGGACAUGACAGUACUUCAACGGCACCAGAAACCCUUACAACUGCGCGGGAGCCUACAAGAGCAGCGCAGGGUUGUCCAGUCUCGCCAGAGCGAAGACGUGGUUCCUGUUCGGAAUUUCGUGAACUACCAGCUCCUCCCAAUACAGAAAAUGAUAGGAGCCCGCGUAGAGAUAAAGGGGACGACACCGCUUCUGAUGGUCCGAGCAACAUCAGAGAAUGA